Messenger RNA from Lethenteron reissneri (Far Eastern brook lamprey), 2101 nucleotides. RefSeq names its product protein-glutamine gamma-glutamyltransferase K-like. Lineage: Eukaryota; Metazoa; Chordata; Hyperoartia; Petromyzontiformes; Petromyzontidae. The record is from RefSeq and is a predicted model, not a curated record. Gene Ontology annotation, molecular function: protein-glutamine gamma-glutamyltransferase activity. Gene Ontology annotation, biological process: peptide cross-linking.
UAUACAUAUUUCUUUAUUAUUUUAUUUCUAUUCUUGGUUCUUUCGGUAAAGUCACGUAGAAGGGAAAUAAUAAAAUAAUAUAAAUAUAAAACAAUAAAGUCACGUAGAAGGGAAAUAAUAAAAUAAAAAAAAAUUGCGCGUAAUAAAAUACAAUUCCACACGACGUUUCGGCCCCGCGUAAUUCCCACUCGGACAUCGAGCAAUGGUGACGUCACAGCCCGAGGGGGGGGGGGGGAGGUCGGGGUGGACAGGAGCCCAGGCCAGCAGCCAGCCGGGGACACGCGAGGUGUGGAUUAUUUCUAACGGCCGUGCGAAAUCACCGUCAGGGCACUUGCCCGGGAGCGAUUUGCCCGGCAGUGGUGACUCUCCUGGCGUAGAGAGGCGCCGCCACCUCACGGUGCGGUCGGUGGACCAGCGGAUUGCGGCCAACCGGGCGCGGCACCGCACGAGCGACUACGAGGUGGACAACCUCGUGCUGCGCCGCGGGGAGCCCUUUGACCUGCAGCUCAAGCUGAACCGCCCCUACGACCCCAGAGAAGACAAGAUUCGCCUGGAACUGCAGAUCGGACGCUUCCCGCUGGAGAGCAGGGGCUCCCUUGUGGUGGCGGAGGUGAACAAAUGUAAGACCGAGAGCCGCUUCGGUGCCACGGUGUUGUACUCCGGCGGCAAGAAACUCACCAUCUCCGUCAACCUGGCUCCCAACUGCAUUGUGGGCCGGUUCGAGAUGUACGUCGUGACCGAGUCGAACGGACGGCUGAACAGGACCGAGAGGGACCCUGAUACGGACAUCUACGUGCUCUUCAACCCGUGGUGCAGAGAGGACCAGGUGUUCAUGCGCGACGAGUCGUGGAGGCGGGAGUACGUGCUCAACGACACGGGCUGCCUCUACCUGGGCACGAGCGAGCAGAUCGUGACGCACCACUGGAACUUCGGGCAGUUCGAGCGCGGAAUCCUGGACGUCUGCCUCUCCCUCCUUGACAAGGGGGACCUGGGCAUGAGUUCCCGCGGGAGCCCCAUCGCCGUGUCUCGCACCGCCUCUGCCAUUGUGAACGCCAACGACGAUCGCGGCGUGCUGAAGGGCCGCUGGUCGGGACGCUACAAUAACGGCGUUCCGCCCACCGCGUGGAACGGCAGCGUCGACAUCCUCCUGCGCUACGGCCGCACGGGACGUCCCGUCCGCUACGGCCAGUGCUGGGUGUUCUCCGGCGUGAUCGUCACCGUUCUCCGCUGUCUGGGCAUCCCGUGUCGCAGCAUCUCCAACUUCUCGUCGAUGCACGACCAGAAUGCGAAUCUGACCAUGGACACUUACUUGGACCAGGACAUGUGGCCCAUCGACUCGCUGAACCACGACUCCAUCUGGAACUUCCACGUGUGGAACGAGGCGUGGAUGGCGAGGCCCGAUCUGCCGGGCAACAACGACGGCUGACAGGUCGUGGACGCGACGCCGCAGGAGCAGAGCGACGGCCUCAUGCAGUGCGGGCCCGCACCGCAGGUGGCGGUCAAGAACGGCCACGUGCACAUCAAGCACGACACCCCCUUCGUCUUCGCAGAGGUCAACGGCGACCGCGUGUACUGGGUCUGGGGCAAGGACUGGAGGUUCCACAAGGUGUACACCGACACGUCCGUCAUCGGCAAGGACAUCAGCACCAAGGCGGUGGGCAGCAUGCGGCGAGAGGACAUCACCCUGCAGUACAAGUUCCCCGAGGGAUCAAAAGAGGAACGCGAAACGAUGGCCCGUGCCAUGGCGGGAGGUAUAGACUUCGUUACCUACUCCCCGUCGACACCUGCGGACGACGCGCUGCGCGGGCCGGCCGUGACGUCCCGGGCGUCUGCCUCUGACGAUGUCGUCGCAGAGAGACGUGGACGCGACCGCCAGGUCGUGACCCUCUCGUUCGCCAUCGGCGACGCGGCGGUGGGCGGCGACUUUACGGUGAAGGUCCUCGUCGCGAACGACGAAGGGGUCGCCGCCGCCGCCGUCGCCACCGUGACGGUUCACGUGCAGGGGGACUUCGCCUCCUACACGGGAGCCACGCGGCAGCGAUUCAAGAGGGACACGGCUACUGCCGUGCUCAAGGCCGGCGAGGCGAGCACGGCACCAUGA